AUGUUGAAAACAGGCAAGCUGGAAAAUAUAAAAAUAGAAAUGAAAAGACUAGAUAUAGACAUAUUAGGAUUAUGCGAAAUACGUUGGCCAGAUAAUGGUGACUUCUGGUCUGACGACAUCAGAGUUAUUCAUACAAAUAGUACAAGAGGACAAGCCGGUGUUGGAAUUGCUCUCAAUAAGAAGUGGGGUAAAAGAGUUACGAAUUUUGUGACCUAUAGUAGCAGACUAUGUUUGAUCAAAAUAGAGUCAACACCAAACAACCUUGUAAUUAUACAAGUUUAUAUGCCAACGUCAAAAGCAGAUGAUGAAGAAGUGGAAGAAGUGUAUGCAGGCAUUGAAGAGCUAAUAAAACAUACUAAACCACACGAUAACGUAAUCAUCAUGGGAGACUUUAAUGCUAUAGUUGGAAAAGGCAGGGAAGGUAGAGAAGUCGGAGACUUCGGUUUAGGUAAGAGAAAUGCAAGAGGAGAAAGAGUAGUGGAGUUUUGCAGAGAAAAUGGUAUGAUUAUAACAAACACCAGAUUUCAAAACCCUAAGAGAAGAAUAUAUACAUGGAAAAUGCCAGUUAAAUUCUGUAAAACAUAUCCGAGUGCUGAUUGUGACAGUGAUCACAAUAUAGUAAUAGCGAAAUGUGAACUUAGAUAUAAAAAACCACAAAGAACAAAAGUACAGCAAGACAAUUAUAAUGUUAGAUUACUUAAGAGAGCGGAGAUUGAGAAAGAAUAUGGACGUUAUAUGGAUAUCGAAUACCAAGAACAAAAUGUAGAUGAUCCACCGAAUAAAAAGUGGGAGAACAUAAAAUCAGCUAUUAAAAAAGCGGCGGAUUCUGUGCUAACAAAAAAGAAAAUAAAGAACCCAGAAGAGCAUGGAUUGACAAGGAAAUAG
This is a messenger RNA of Metopolophium dirhodum (rose-grain aphid), 885 nucleotides long. Its product is annotated as craniofacial development protein 2-like. The record is from RefSeq and is a predicted model, not a curated record. NCBI's taxonomy places the organism in Eukaryota, Metazoa, Arthropoda, Insecta, Hemiptera, Aphididae. Gene Ontology annotation, cellular component: nucleus. The transcript is spliced from 2 exons. The coding region runs from base 1 to 885 and encodes 294 amino acids. Gene Ontology annotation, biological process: chromatin remodeling.